AUGAUUAGUACUCACUUAAUUGUUUCAAAUAUUACUACUACUUUCUGUUUAGUCAUUUUUCAUUUCGUUAUGGAUCGUAAUGGCGAAGCUGAACCUGCUCAAAAUGUCCAGCAGAAUCGUUCUUCCACAUCUAAUUCUGAUGAUUUUGUUCACAGAAUAUCUGCUGGAGUAAAUGAACUUCGUUGUCAGCACUGGGGUUAUGAUGUCGUUUUAAUAGCAAACUCAGAAGAAAUACACGCCACAGAUUCAUCCUGGCAGCCCAUUCACCAUACUUCGAAGCCAUGUUUCGGUGCCCAAUGA
Molecule: messenger RNA, 300 nt
Organism: Trichobilharzia regenti
Lineage: Eukaryota; Metazoa; Platyhelminthes; Trematoda; Strigeidida; Schistosomatidae
Source: the annotation of a GenBank genome assembly